UCCCGUGUGUGUUACUUUUUUCCACCGAACAAGGGAGACUGCUUACUCACUAUCCGUCUGCAAAUGUUGCUUCUUCGUCGCCUGUAAAAACCACAUCUCCUUCGUUGUAUCUUCGAUUGCUCUUUUCUUGAUGUAAGAUAACGUCUUCUUCAUUCUGUAUUUGAGUAUUUUGUAAUGGGUAGAACAUUUUCAAAUUGAUUCAUGGUAUUAUUAUUUUGAUUUAGUAUAAAUUGUUUUGGUUUAAUUUGUAAUGGGUAAUCAAAUUAGGGGUAUUUUCAACUAGGUCAUGUUCAUUUAGAAUAAAAUGGCUAUUAUUGUCUUAUGAUUUCUGUAUAAUAUUUAUUUCCUGUUGGGAGAGUGAAGUUUGGGAAUGAAGGAAAACAGUUAGAUUAUAUUUGGGCGAAUCAAUUUAAACGGCGAGGUACACAUUCAUUGUCGAACCUCUUAUUGUGUUUCCGCUAGUAAAAUUGAAAGUAGGAAGAGAAACAAAUCGAAAGAAGAAGAGAUAAACAAUACUCUUAGUAAAAAAAGGAAAGAUAGGAUAGAGGGUAUUAGUGAAGAACAUAUCUUGUACAUCCUAGCCCUUCCGUCUCAAUCGUCCGAGAGCAGACAUGUAUCGAAAGUGAAUAAGAGGAUAGAAAGCUUUAGUAAGGAAGUGCCCAAGCAUUUGGAAAAGGACAAACAUGAAAUUGUCUUAUUUUAAGGAUAAAGAACAAGUUUUAGGUGAUCAAUUGGAAGAUUCUGGCGGUGCAGUUAAGUGUUCCUUUGAUAGAGUUUACGUAUACAAAUGCCAAACUGCACAACUCUCCUGCCAAGUCUUCUUUAAGUGAGAUACAGCAUGUUCAAGGAGCAAACCUUAUUUUGCAAAGCAAUCACAGAGUGUUCCUCUGAGGAAAGGAGCUAGAAUUGUUUCACCUUAUUUCGAAAAACAAUCAAAGAGUGUUCCUCGGAGGAUAGGAGCUAGAGUUGUUUCACCUUAUUUUGCAAAGAAAUUUCUUGUAUCUCCUUGCCCAUUUCACUUGGCACUCGCAGCCCAAAAGGCUAGAAAAAGACUUCAAAGAAAAGCCCUCACUGCUGCACAGAAACGGGAUGAAGCUUAUGAAAGAAAAACUCCAGAAAACACUUGGACUCCUCCUCGUUCGCCCUUUCAUCUCAUGCAAGAAGAUCAUGUUUUUGAUCCUUGGAGGGUAUUAGUUAUUUGUAUGCUUCUUAACCUAACUACCGGAGUACAGGCUAGAAGGGUAUUGCCAGACUUAUUUCAAAUUUGUCCAGAUGCCAAGACUGCAAUGACGGCUAACGUGGACUAUGUGGCUGAUCUAAUACACAGCUUAGGUUUGCAAAAGAAGAGAGCAGUCAUGAUUCAGCGAUUAUCUGCACAAUAUGUGACUGAAAGUUGGACCCAUGUAACCCAGUUGAUUGGUGUUGGCAAGUAUGCAGCUGAUGCUUAUGCAAUAUUUUGUAAUGGAAAGUGGGAACGCGUCAAACCAGUUGAUCAUAUGCUGGUAAAAUACUGGGAAUUUCUCCGUAAGUUAUAUGCAAAUCCGGUUCCUCAAGCUGCUCCUACUGUUUAAAGUUUAAACUUCUCCUUUCCCAUAUAAUUAUACUUAAGGCUGCUCCAUACCCAAAGGGCAGGAUUGAUUCCCUUACCAUAUGGUUAAGGAUGAACGAAUCCCAUGCCACUCGACCACACCCCUUAGGUUGAAAAAUGUCAUUUUUUAAUGAUGUUCGAAACGACGUGUUUUAUUAAAAUAAAUAUUUUUUUCUUA
Molecule: messenger RNA, 1766 nt
Organism: Salvia splendens (bonfire salvia)
Lineage: Eukaryota; Viridiplantae; Streptophyta; Magnoliopsida; Lamiales; Lamiaceae
Product: methyl-CpG-binding domain protein 4-like protein
Exons: 3
Coding region: 1155-1571 (138 amino acids)
Biological process (GO): DNA repair
Cellular component (GO): nucleus
Molecular function (GO): catalytic activity; DNA binding
Source: RefSeq, a predicted model, not a curated record